AUCAACAGCUAGGGAUGGAAUGGCUGUUUACACUAACAUGGUUACUCAUGUCCAAUCAUGCAUUUGGAGACAUCAUUGACUUUCCCGAUUACGAAUGUGCAAAGAAUCAUUAUUACAACCCUGUCUCUCUUGAGUGUACUCCUCUCGCAACUGGUUACUUGGAGGGAAAUGGAGCUAUAUUUUGUAACGCAACUUACAAAUAUGAAUACACUGAAGAUAACACUAAUGAUGAUCUGGAGUUUGAAUGCUCACCAUGCUCUGGAGAUGAUGAAUCAGUAUCAGAAUUUGGAGACAGGUGCAUUUCUUGCCCCAAUGACCUUCUCCCAAGUGGUAUCUGUAACUGUGAUUACAAAACUAAUAUCCUUGAAGACACUGAAGUAACUGGGGAUACGAUUACUUUGCCAAAAUGUACAAAAUGCAUUGAUGGAUUUAAGCCAGGUUUUUAUGAUGAAUAUGGCAUUCCCCGAAAAUGUGUCAAAUGUCAACAUAGUGAUUGCCAGUGCAAAUUUGAAGCAGGGUACUGUUUCCCUAACUCAUAUAACCAGUUUCCGAUUGUGGAUAUAUAUGUUAGGUCAGAGGUGGUUACCAACCAGAUGUCUUCAAAACUCCUUAAAGAGAACUUAGCAGGCGUAUCAGAUCUAUGUGAGAUCAACAUCUCCAAACAACAAAACAACAUCACAGCCUGCCAAGUCCUAACAAACCUGUGUGUGUUGAGCCACAGCUACUUCACGAAGACUCCCUCCGUCCCCUACUCCGCUUGUAGUUGGCUUAGUGAGCUCACUACAGAGCAGCUCACUCCUGGGGUAGAGGUUCAGCAUAACAGACCCGGCUGGGUUAGUAGAGUACCCUGGCUGUUGUACCGGUAUGAUAUGGGUAGCUCACGGUACCGUAGUAACACGGAGGCUCUGGAAGAAAAGAUAGAACAGUUUUACACUUUUGAGAGAGGACUGAACACUAGCAAACUCGACAUACAGGUGGUGAGCUACACGCUGGACGGUAAAACUCUCCCCAUCUCCCCUCUCACAACUCAACUCUCUCUGUGUGCUGAACCUGUUCUUACAUUCGGGACUACGCUGUCUUAUACCUGCUCUUCGAGUGUGGCUAAGCUAAAAGUAAAAGAGACACUAUUCCACGAGCUCUACCUGCAACUGAGAGGAGGUGGUCUCAUUCCCAUACCGGUGCUGGUUGAGAACAACCUGGACAACACUGAAACUGGCAGUACUGAAACUGAGGCUGAUAUCAAGUCGUGGAGUCUUACUAGACGCUUCUUUUUAGUUGAUAAUCAGUUAGGAGUGGACCAAGUUGAAAAUACACCCAAGUUCGUCAGAUACGCAGCUAAGAUAUCCUUAUCAGUGACAGUGAUCCAGGAUACGAACGGGAAUAUUAACGUGCCGUUAAUGCGCGUUUCUUACAGGGAUGUGGCCACUAAUGAACCUAAUGAUAAGGUAGAGACAAAGCUGGAAGUACUGUACAGUAAGAGUGAAGAAAGAUUAGAGGAUGACAUGGGUAUAGCUGUCGGAGUAAUGAGCUUUCUCGGGCUCGUCUACGCAAUGGUAAAAGCGGUAGGAUACCGCCGUAGAAACAACAUAGUCGAGGAUUGUUCGUGUAGAACAAUCAGCUGUUUUGUUCUUUUCCUUUGUUCGGGACUAGGGACUUUGUUCUUCUGGGUGAUCGCUGGAACCAGCUGGUACUAUCUCUGCAUUUACAAAGGACAGAGAGCAGUAUCAGUGUUCCUCCCACUAGAUGACAACCCUUUUAGAGCCGUUCUCAUCUCCUGUUUCGUCCUUACUCUCAUCUCCAGACUCUAUUUCCUCUUCACUUCCACCAGUUACGACGUUUUCUUUAUUGACUGGGAGAAGCCUAAAGGUAAGUUCAUUCCCACAAGUACAUCAACAAAGAACGAAGAAACACUAACCAGUGUUAGCAUCUGGAGAACGUACUUCCUAGCUAACGAGUGGAAUGAACUGCACAGCAUCAGGAAAAUUAGUCCUACCUUCCAGUAUAUGGCUUUCCUCUUCUUCACAGAGUACGUGGGUUUACGUUACCUCUCAACGAGUCAACCUGAUGCGUUUGUCAACACUGCAGAAGUUAACUACGUCUCUCAAUACAGUCUUAUUCUGAGAGUCGGGAUAGUCUUCUCUGUCAUGUUCAUUCUCUGGGUCCUGCAGAGGUUCUAUAAUUUCCUUUACGAGAGGUUCAUCUCUGACCAAGUGCAGAUGUACAUCGACCUAUGCUCAAUCAGUAACAUCAGUGUGUUCAUCUUGUCUGACAAUAUAUAUGGGUAUUACAUACACGGGCGCGCGGUGCACGGCCACGCGGACGCAGACAUGGCUGAGAUUGUAACAUCGCUCAAAAGAGAAGAGGAUAAUUUGUGUAGUAGACGUGGAUUGGGUCCAGAUUCUGAGCAGCAGACUUUUGACAUGGUUAUCCCGAUCUUACUUCGAACAAACUACAACAGAAUAACCCUGCCACUCACAUCACGUGACAUCAGUUCCCACAGAAACCCUGUCAGUGAGACAGAUAAGCAGAUAGCUGCUUACUGGCACAUCAACAGGCUGUUUGCGGCGUUUAUAGACCGCUCUCUAGACGAUAUAGACUACACAAUCGGUGACAAACUCUUUCUGGAGAAAGUUCUCGACAUGGAAAUUAGGGAACCUCCUCCGGGAAAAGGUGUUCUCUACAACGACGAGGGACAAUCCUUCGAGAAGGUUCUAUAUUACGGUAACGAAUGGUUAUUGUUCACCUGGGACGUGAUACUGAUUGUAAUGUUAGAUUACUCUACUCAGAACUUUACUUUUGCUGCCCUGGGGGCCUGGUUCAUCAAUGAGGUUAUUCUGAAGAAGUUCAGCGAGUGGAGAUGCCAAAAGAACGUGGGCGACAAAGCUCUUAUAGAUGAGCGGUUUCUGUUGUGAUGUGUAAUAGAUAUUUUAAUUUGUACCAGUCCCGUCUUAUCUAAACGGAGACUGUUGAAAUUGUGUGAUAUGAGACCUGUAAAUCAUGAGAAAGAUUUGAAGUUGACAUUAAAGAAUAGAAGUAAAUAACAUUGCAUUUGUUUCCAGAAUACAGAUUUAGAUGGAAAUAUUCAAAGCGGCUAAAUUUUUUGUGAGUCAAUCGAAUUCUUUCUAUCACUUGACUAUAGGUAAUAGAGUAUUUGUUAAAUCAGAAAAUUGGUGUUACUUUCGGUUACCAAGACCAAUCAAGUUGAGGUAUGUUUAAAACUGGACUUGACAUUUGACCUAUCAGCAAUACGUGGCCUUUUAUAAUUCCCCUGUAUUAGUACUGUAAGUAUAUUCUCGAGUAAAUUUCGCGUCGUAUAACUGUAGUUAAUAGUGCAUAAUUAAUAGUGCAUAGUUAAUAGUGCAUAGUGCAUAGUCGUGGGUAAACGAGUACGUACUCAAAUAUAGUACAUGAUUAUGACAACAAUAACGAUCAACUCUUUGAGACAAAAGAUUAGGCACAUAUCAAUUGAAUUAAAUAUGUGUUAUUCAGUAUUUACAAUAUAUAUAUAUAUAUUCUUGUAUCUUUAUCUAUUUGGUAUUUAUUUUGUUUAUCAUAUCAGAAUUUUAAAACAAAUUGAGUUUACUUUAGUGUUUAGCUGAUG
Messenger RNA from Bolinopsis microptera, 3601 nucleotides. Its product is annotated as meckelin-like. Lineage: Eukaryota; Metazoa; Ctenophora; Tentaculata; Lobata; Bolinopsidae. The transcript has 20 exons. Gene Ontology annotation, biological process: cilium assembly. The coding region runs from base 15 to 2912 and encodes 965 amino acids. The record is from RefSeq and is a predicted model, not a curated record. Gene Ontology annotation, cellular component: ciliary transition zone; MKS complex.